AUGCCAUUUUUGGAUGAUUAUAGAUAAUGUUUAUUUAUAAAUAAUUAAGGAAAUAUUUAUUUCCAAUAUAUAAUUGCAUAUUAAUUUGAAGAGGCUGAAACAAUGUUAUUUAAUAGUGAAAUAGGGACCAAGUUUUAAAAAGCAUUGAAGAGGGCAAGCAAGUCUUUAAUGAUUAUCCGAAAUUAAAAGGUAGAGCCAAUCAAAUUUGAGUUUAUCGAUUCUUAAACAGAGUAUAUAUUAGUUUUUAAAGCUUAAAAUAAAUUAGCAUCAAAAUGGUAAUAUAUGCAUAAUAUAGUGUAGAGUGGCAUUGCAAAGAGCGCAAAAGGAGGAAAAGGUGGAAAAGGCGGAAAAGGAGGAAAAUUUGGUCAAGGAAAGAAUAAGAAAGCCCCCUAAUCCAGGUCAUUGAAAGCAGGGCUUUAAGUAGUGAAUUUCACAAUAAUAAGUUCCCUGUGGGUCGUAUUCAUAGAUAUUUGAAGUAAAGAGUAUCAGCCAAGAACAGAGUAGGAACAACAUCAGCUGUAUACACAUCAGCAAUUUUAGAGUAUUUGACAGCUGAAGUACUUGAAUUAGCUGGAAAUGCUUCAAAAGACUUUAAAGGUAUUGUAAUUAUGAUUAAUUUCUUCCUUAGUGAGAAGAAUCACACCAAGACAUCUUUAAUUAGCAAUUAGAGGUGAUGAGGAACUAGAUAUUCUUAUCAGAGCCACUAUUGCAGGAGGUGGUGUUAUUCCACAUAUUCACAAGGCUCUAUUAGGAAAAUAAACACCAGAAGGAGGAAUUCCAAAGGAAUGAU
This is a messenger RNA of Paramecium pentaurelia, 790 nucleotides long. Lineage: Eukaryota; Ciliophora; Oligohymenophorea; Peniculida; Parameciidae. The record is from the annotation of a GenBank genome assembly.